CCAGGCGAAGCACUUCGACAGAAAGGUUUCUCAUUCCUCCUGUCCAAAUUUGAAGGCUUCAUCAAACUGAACUUUAUGUUUUGUUUGGAAUUCCUUUAAAACUACCUGUCAGGUGUUCCGGGCGCUGGUUUUGACCUUUGUACUGGUUUUGUUUGAAUUCCUGCAGUCUACAUUUGCUUAGAUUAUAACAGUAAUGGACUUUUCAAAUGGAUUCUGCCCUCAUCAAAGUGUUCCUGUCGAGGUGGACGAGAACAUGACACCCUCCAGUCCAGGUUUGGACUGGCCCCCUAAUUGCCAGCAAUGCAGUGGACCGGGGAACAGCAGAAUCUGGGAUCAAACUGGGGACAUGAACAUCCAUGUCAACCGGGAGAGACUACUUCAGCGUUAUUUUCAAAGUGUAUCCAAAAUAAGUCCUCCUCCCUCCGACCCGUUCUUCAAUCCACAGAAUACAGACAUCCAGGGUGCCUAUGUUUGGCUUCCAAGACAAGAAGGGAAUCACCAUAGUAGUUUUAAUAAACGUCAAAACUCCUCUGAGAGUUCAGUUAAUGAGGCAGAUGGCUUGGAGCAGCCACUUCCACUCAUAUCUGACACCAACGCCGGCUACUACGUUCCACCACGCUACCCAGCAGCACAUGCACCUGGCCACUGCUUCCAUCCAAUGAAGGAGAGUUGUCUUAAACACUGUGCGUGUCCACAUCAGAGAGUACCACCCUACCAGCGGGCAUGGAACCAUCCCGGAAAUAAUAUGCAUUGUAAAGAUGUUUCAAAUGCCAUUAAUACCCCUCAACCACAAGCUGGGGUGGCUCCGAGGGAUGUCAUCUGUGAGGUCAGUUUAGGUUACCCAAUUCAGGCAAAUCCAGGAACAGGUACUAGAGAGACAAGGAAGACUAUCACUUUACCUGAAGAAUACCGGAAUGUUUUCAUCACGUAUUCAGUGGACGCAGCUGAUGAAAUGACUGUCUUCACCAAAUUUCUAAUAAGUCAGGGCUUCAAACCAGCAAUUGACAUAUUUGACAAUGCGACCAGACGAAUGGGCAUCACCAGAUGGAUGGACAGAUUUUUGAAUGAUAAAUCCGUCCUCAUCAUUGUGGCAAUCAGCCCCAAGUACAAGGAAGAUGUCGAAGGGGAUGGUGAUGACGAGCAUGGGCUGCACACCAAGUACAUCCACAACCAGAUUCAAAAUGAAUUCAUCCAACAAGGCUGUCUGAACUUCAGACUGAUACCGGUCUUGUUCUCCAAUGCGACUAAGAAACAUGUCCCCAGCUGGCUUCAGAACACAAGGAUCUACAGGUGGCCUCAUGACACGCAGAACCUGCUUUUACGCCUGCUUAGGGAGGAGCGCUACAUCAUUCCACAGGCAGAGGCAUCUCUCACCCUCACAAUUUCUCCACUAUGAAAAAACUAAACAAAACAAUACUGCUUGACAAGAGCCCAAAACAGCCUUCAAGGGGAAAUUAUAUUUUUAAGGACUUUCUAAACUUAUGUUACCUUUUUUUUUUUUUUUUUUUUUUUUUUUUUUAAAUUCCAUGAUAAGUUCCAUGAUAAUUCCAUUUUUUUAAAGACAAUAUUGUUAGGAUCUGUGUUUUGUUGAGGUUUUUUAUUCCUGCUGAUCCUUGUGUGGUUGCAUUUGUUUCUUGCUUCUGUUAUCUGCUUGUUCCUAGUGUUCCAAUUGCUGUACAGUGUAUAAGAAAUGCAUAUUGAAGACAUAAGGAGACAAUACCAGGGGGAAAAUUCACGAUCUGUUGCAUGAGUUGUUGUUUUUUUUUAACUGAUUCUGUAAUUUUUUUAGCGUUGAUUUCAAAUCUUCCAUCAGUUUUUUUUUCUGUAUGCUUUAGUUUUCAUGCAAUCGGCAUUUACUUUUAGUAUAUAUACUGUAUGUCAUGCUGAUAGUAUUUUAUACAAGUUCUUCAUAUGUUUUCACCCAAUAUUAAUAUCUCAAUUCUUUUCAUAUAUAUAUAUAUAUAUUUCAGAAUUUUUGUCAACAUUAUCUUAUCAUCGUUGAUUUAUUUUCAUAUAUUGGAGCACAGUAAAGUAAACCCUGAGCUAAACACCUAACCCUUGUGACAGAUUAUCCCUAUUUUUGGUCUCUUGUGUCUGCAUGUGUCUAAAAGAUGGUAAAGCAUUAAUUAUUUUGCUACAAUGUGUUACUUUUUAAGUUUAAAAAAAUUUUUUUUUUUUUUUAAUUUAUUUAUUUUUUAAUAACAGCUACAUGACCGUGUGUAACACAUGGAAAACAGUGUGCAGUGUCAAGGUGUAACGAAUAUUAUUGACCAGUAGGUGUCAGUAUGUCUCAAAUAAUCAAAACGCCAAAGCACCCAACCGUUAAUGGACCAAGAAAAACUGCAUGUAAUGUUUUUUUUAAAUCAUUGAUUAAUCGGAUUAAUGUCACUUUUUAUUUUCAGUUACCUUCAGAAUUUAACUUGAAGUUGUUUGAGGCAUGCUGUAUGGAACAAUGAAGACAAAAUAGAUGACUAUUUACUUCAAAAAUAAUAUUUUAUUACAGCUUCAUGACUUAACUGUAGUCUACAACUAUACUGUU
This is a messenger RNA of Corythoichthys intestinalis (scribbled pipefish), 2539 nucleotides long. RefSeq names its product TRAF3 interacting protein 2a (gene traf3ip2a). The transcript is spliced from 10 exons. Gene Ontology annotation, biological process: humoral immune response; positive regulation of canonical NF-kappaB signal transduction. NCBI's taxonomy places the organism in Eukaryota, Metazoa, Chordata, Actinopteri, Syngnathiformes, Syngnathidae. The coding region runs from base 194 to 1396 and encodes 400 amino acids. The record is from RefSeq and is a predicted model, not a curated record.